Carassius auratus (goldfish) is the source of this 1616-nucleotide messenger RNA. Its product is annotated as transcription factor Dp-1-like. Gene Ontology annotation, molecular function: RNA polymerase II transcription regulatory region sequence-specific DNA binding; DNA-binding transcription factor activity, RNA polymerase II-specific. The transcript has 11 exons. The coding region runs from base 405 to 1616 and encodes 403 amino acids. Gene Ontology annotation, biological process: regulation of transcription by RNA polymerase II; regulation of cell cycle. Lineage: Eukaryota; Metazoa; Chordata; Actinopteri; Cypriniformes; Cyprinidae. Gene Ontology annotation, cellular component: transcription regulator complex; nucleus. The record is from RefSeq and is a predicted model, not a curated record.
UGUAAAAGAAAUCUAUAAUAGUCGUUAUUUUCUGAAACCAUGCACGAGGAUUUCACAGUUGCCAUGCGUCUUUUAUGUGCAUGCUUAUAACAUCCGCAUCCAUUUUGGGUUUCAUGAAUGUGCCCCGAUCUUACAAUCAAACAUCUUCUAAAUGCAAGCUCGUUCCAAAAGGAUGACCAUUCACUGCACACGGGUUUUAUUUGUCAUAUUAUGUGAUUUAUCUUUGUUUCCUGUUUGAGAGAUGGGCUUCAGACCUCCUCUUCCUCUGUCCUCUUGCUAACUGGCUAUGCCAACAAAAACAGCACCUAAGAAGGCAAAGGGCUUCAGGACUAGACAUUUUGUUGUGGAAAUUUGGCUCAGGGUUUUCAGCUAGACCAGGCAUCUAUUCCUCAGCCCCUGGGAACAUGGCCAAAGAUGCUGGUCUGAUUGAGGCCAAUGGGGAGCUGAAGGUCUUCAUUGAUCAGAACAUGAGCCCUGCCAAAGGUGUGCUGUCUUUGGUAGCGGUGCAUCCACAGUCAGUGGUGGUUGGAAAACAGCUGUUGCCAAAAACCUUGGGCCCUUCCAACGUGAACAUUGCGCCACACAUGGUCAUCAGCACACCUCAGAGGCCCAGUGGCUCCAAUGUAAUCCUAAUGAACAGCCCACACACACCCAGCUCUCAGUUUAUCACCCAGAGUCAACCAUCGGAAGCGUCUCCGUGGUCCUCGGGAAAGCGGGGUAAGAAGGGGGAGAAGAAUGGCAAAGGCCUCAGACAUUUCUCAAUGAAGGUUUGCGAAAAGGUCCAGCGGAAGGGUGUCACAACCUACAACGAGGUCGCUGAUGAGCUUGUGGCUGAGUUCAGCUCUGGUGAUAAUCAUAUCUCCCCUAAUGAUGCGCAUGUGUAUGACCAGAAGAACAUUCGGCGGCGUGUGUACGAUGCACUCAAUGUGCUGAUGGCCAUGAACAUCAUCUCGAAAGAGAAAAAAGAGAUCAAAUGGAUUGGCCUGCCCACAAACUCAGCUCAGGAGUGCCAGAACCUGGAGGUGGAGAGGCAAAGACGUUUGGAGAGAAUCAAACAAAAACAGUCGCAACUUCAAGAACUCAUCUUACAGCAAAUUGCCUUCAAGAACCUUGUUCAGCGGAACCGCCAGAGGGAACAACAGACAAAAAGACCCCCACCUGCCAACUCGGUCAUUCACUUGCCAUUUAUCAUCGUAAACACCAGCAAGAAAACCGUCAUUGACUGCAGCAUCUCCAACGACAAGUUUGAGUACCUCUUCAACUUCGAUAGCAUGUUCGAGAUUCAUGAUGACAUUGAGGUGUUGAAGCGCAUGGGCAUGGCUUGUGGUCUCGAGGUGGGCAAGUGCUCUGCUGAGGACCUGAAGACAGCCAGAAGCUUGGUGCCCAAAGCACUGGAGCCCUAUGUCACAGAAAUGGCGCAGGGGCCUAUCAGUAAUGUCUACAUGACGGGGGCUUCGUCUGCUAACGGAGGCCGCUAUCAUGUUGGGAGUGACGGUGGGGCAGACGGCACGAUGGCCUCCAGUUCAAACGGCUCUCGGGUGGAGACCCCCGUCUCUUACAUGGGCGAGGACGAUGACGACGAUGAUGAAUUUGACGAAAACGAUGACGAGGACUAA